AUGGAGUCCUGGAUGCUUCUUUUCCUCCUUUUAAUCCUGCCCAGCAAGCCACAAGGGACAGGGCCCAAGAUCAUCAUGCGUCUGCAGUUGAAGAACUCUUCUGUGAACCUCUCAAAGUCCCCCCAUUCCCAGGAGUUUCUGGAGAAGGCUUGUCACCUCCUGAACCUCCCAUUAGGGACCAAUAUCACCCUCCGAAAACCAUGGUCAUGUCAUCAUAUCAUCUGCUAAAGCAGGGGCAGCAGUGCCCUCCAGGGAUAGUACCGGUACAUCCAG
Molecule: messenger RNA, 273 nt
Organism: Dromiciops gliroides (monito del monte)
Lineage: Eukaryota; Metazoa; Chordata; Mammalia; Microbiotheria; Microbiotheriidae
Product: surfactant-associated protein 2-like
Exons: 3
Coding region: 1-228 (75 amino acids)
Source: RefSeq, a predicted model, not a curated record